Phyllostomus hastatus (greater spear-nosed bat) is the source of this 4770-nucleotide messenger RNA. RefSeq names its product zinc finger protein 281 (gene ZNF281). Gene Ontology annotation, biological process: regulation of transcription by RNA polymerase II. Bases 136 to 2679 code for a protein of 847 amino acids. The transcript has 2 exons. Gene Ontology annotation, molecular function: DNA-binding transcription factor activity, RNA polymerase II-specific; RNA polymerase II cis-regulatory region sequence-specific DNA binding. Gene Ontology annotation, cellular component: nucleus. The record is from RefSeq and is a predicted model, not a curated record. NCBI's taxonomy places the organism in Eukaryota, Metazoa, Chordata, Mammalia, Chiroptera, Phyllostomidae.
CCCCGCGCCGCGCCUGCGCAGUGCGGGGGAGGCUUUUAAUUCCAUUGUGGAGAGGACGGCGUUAUUUUUAUUAACCGGAGGCGGCGGCGGCGGCGGCGGCGGCGCGGCGGCGGGACCCCAGGCCUCCUCCGGGGCAUGCGAGUCGGCGGCGGGUUCCUGAGCGGCGGCUCCGGCAGGCGGGCGGAGAUGGAGCCCAGCUUCCCGCAGAGCCUGGUCAUGUUCAACCACCGGCUGCCCCCGGUCGCCAGCUUCGCCCGGCCGGCCGGCCCGGCCGCCCCUCCCCCGCAGUGCGUGCUCGCCCCCCCCGCGGCCCCGGCCGAGCCGCCCCCGCCGCCGGCCCCGGACAUGACUUUCAAGAAGGAGCCGGCGGCCUCGGGCGCGGCCUUCCCGGCGCCGCGGGCCUCCUGGGGCUUUCUGCAGCCCUUGGUCAGCAUCAAGCAGGAGAAGCCGGCCGAUCCGGACGAGCAGCACCACCACUACGGGGGGCUGUUCGCGGGCGCCGAGGACCGGGGCCUGGGCGGCGGCGGCGAGGGGGGCGGCCCUGGCGUCAUCCAGGACCUCAGCGUCCUGCACCAGCAGCCGCAGGCCCCGCAGCACCGCGAUGCCCUGCUCGGCGGCGAGGAGCCAAAGCAGGACGCGAACGUCAAGAAGGCGAAGAGGCCAAAGCCAGAAUCUCAGGGAAUCAAAGCCAAGAGGAAGCCCAGCGCAUCCUCCAAGCCGUCUUUGGUGGGAGACGGAGAAGGCGCGGUCCUGUCCCCAAGCCAGAAACCUCAUAUCUGCGACCACUGCAGCGCGGCCUUCCGGAGCUCCUACCACCUGCGCAGACACGUCCUCAUUCACACCGGGGAGCGGCCCUUCCAGUGCGGCCAGUGCAGCAUGGGCUUCAUCCAGAAGUACCUCCUGCAGCGCCACGAGAAGAUCCACAGCCGCGAGAAGCCGUUCGGCUGCGACCAGUGCAGCAUGAAGUUCAUCCAGAAGUACCACAUGGAGAGACACAAGAGGACGCACAGUGGAGAAAAGCCAUACAAGUGUGACACUUGCCAGCAGUAUUUUUCCAGGACUGAUAGACUGCUGAAACACAGGCGCACGUGCGGGGAAGCCAUAGCUAAGGGAGCCCCCAGUGCAGACCCUGGCUCCUCGAACCAUAGCAACGUGGGAACCCUGGCCGCGCUGUCUCAGGGAAACAGCAGCUCCUCAAGGAGGAAGACGAAGUCCAAGAGCGGAGCCGCUGAGAACAAGGAACACAAGGCCGGGAAGGCAGGCGACGUGCAGCUCGCCGCCGGCAGCGUGAGCAUGCAGACGUACUCCGUGGAGAUGCCUGCCGUGUCUCCCAGCGGCGGCGUCUUGGGCGGCGGCGUCGACGAACUUCAGAGAAGGGUGCCAAAACUCAUCUUCAAGAAAGGAAACAGGAAGAACACAGACAAAAACUACCUGAACUUCGUGUCGCCGCUGCCAGACAUCGUCGGGCAGAAGUCCUUGUCCGGGAAGCCCAGCGGCCCCCUCGGCAUGGCGUCGGGCGUGGAGACCAUCAGCCUUCUCCAGGGCGCGGGCGGCAAACCGGGCCCGAUGAACAGCAAUUACGACGACGCCAUGCAGUUUUCGAAGAAACGAAGAUACUUGCCAACUGCCACCAGCAACAGUGCCUUCUCGAUCAACGUGGGACACAUGGUCCCCCAGCAGUCUGUCAUCCAGUCCGCGGGGGCCAGCGUCCUGGACAGUGAGGCCCCGCUGUCGCUCAUCGACUCCUCGGCGCUCACCGCCGAGGUCAAGUCCGGCCACGACAAGUCGGGCAUCCCCGACGAGGUCUUGCAGAGUAUCCUGGAUCAGUACUCGAGCAAGUCGGAGGGCCAGAAGGAGGACCCCUUCAACAUGGGCGAGACGCGUGUGGAUCUGCACGCCUCAGGGGGACACUCAGAGCUGGUUCCGGAAGAGAGCCUGAGCCCGGGCACGCAGACCCCCUCCAGCGACAAGGCGAGCAUGCUGCAAGAAUACUCCAAAUACCUCCAGCAGGCUUUCGAGAAGUCCACCAACGCAGGCUUUACGCUCGGACACGGUUUCCAGUUUGUCAGUCUGUCCUCACCUCUGCACAACCACACUCUGUUCCCGGAGAAGCAGAUGUACACUACGUCCCCUCUGGAGUGUGGUUUCGGCCAAUCCGUUACCUCAGUGUUGCCGUCUUCGUUGCCAAAGCCUCCUUUCGGGAUGCUGUUCGGCUCGCAGCCGGGGCUGUACCUGUCUGCUCUGGACGCCGCCCACCAGCAGCUGACGCCUUCUCAGGAGCUGGACGACCUGAUCGAUUCCCAGAAGAACCUGGAGGCCUCGCCGGCCUUCCAGCCCGCGUCCCAGAAACUGACCAGCCAGAAGGAGCCGCAGAAGAACCUGGAGUCCUCAGCCAGCUUCCAGAUCCCGUCUCAGGAGUUAGCGAGCCAGAUGGACGCCCAGAAGGACGUAGAGCCCAGGACGACGUACCAGAUCGAGAACUUCGCGCAGGCGUUCGGCUCUCAGUUCAAGUCGGGCGGCAGGGUGCCAAUGACCUUUGUCAGCAACUCGAACGGGGAGGUGGACCAUCGAGUCAGGACUUCAGUGUCCGAUUUCUCAGGGUACACAAAUAUGAUGUCUGAUGUCAGUGAGCCAUGUAGUACCAGAGUCAAGACGCCCACCAGCCAGAGUUACAGGUAAGGGCCCCACGGGACCGGCUGGAGGCCUCCUGGUGUCAUUCUGUUUUGUUCUGAGAACACUGCCGUUGGAAUGUUUUACACGAUCCUACGAGAAUAAUGUAAUGCCCUUUCAAUGCAACUUUUCACAUCUAGGUUAUUUUGUUAGCGUGAUUUUAGCUGUUUCUAUUAUGAUUUUUAAUCAAAAUCGAUAGAUUAAAAAUAGUUUGACAUUCAAAGUGACGAUGUUUAGCAAUCAAAUUUACAUGUAUAGAUGGUCAGGGAAUAGCCCAAAAGUUUUAAAUGCAAAAAAAUAAAAAAAAUAAAAAACAAAAAACCCUACAAAAAAACAAAAGGAAAAAAAACACAAAAAAACUUUGUUGCUAGGAUUAAGGUUAUUCUAAUUGCUUUACUCUCAGGAAAGUGUAAUAACGCAUGGGAAUUCUGUACGUUAUCACUGUAAUGGAAUAUCCAAUUUACAGGUAGUGUGGUAUACGUGUCAGCAUUUAAGUAAGGGAUCGGAAACAUUUCACAUUGCUCUGGGCCCAUAGGAUUCGCGAGUUUCAUCACCCGAGUAAGGGAUCGGAAACAUUUCAGAUUGCUGUCUCCAUCCGGGCUGGUCCAAAAUUCUGAGAAGUUGGCUACCUAUGUUCUCUUGCAGCUUUUAAAUGUACUCUGAACUUCCAAACCACGUUCAUUCCAGCCUAGUAGAACAAAUAUUCUCGGAUCUCUGAUCAAAGCCUGGAAUGAUAGCUUUACUAGAAGGAGAAGAGAGCGCGCCCUCGCCUCGCCCCGACUGCCACGCGGCCGCGGUUCCGCCCGGCCCGCGGACGCCGACGAGCACAGUGUUGCGGCCCCGCGCGGGCUCCUCCAGUGUUAGAGGCCGGGUGGCAGCCACACGGCCCUCUGGGUUUCGGGGGGGGGGGGGUGUUGUUACUGUGUAUAGCCCACAGACACUGUCCUCUUGUUUACGUUACUAUAGGUCACCCACACUUCUGGGGUUUUCGUUCUUUGUUUUUGUUCUCCUUAACCCACCCUCUUCCCAAGAGUUCUGGGCCUUGUUUUCUCUUCCUGUCUUCACAGUUUAAAUUUUAGGAUGAGUUACAUUCCAGUAGGUAAUUCAUUAUGCAUUUUACAUGCCUGUGGCAUCCAAAUACUGAAUGGUAAGAUGAACACCCGGCAGCCCCCACUUUCAAACCGACAACCCACCCACACGGAUGCUCACGUGUGACAGUGGCCGCCCGUCCUCGGGGCUGCGGGCACUGGCCCGGCUGGGCUCCCAGUGGUGACACGGCUGACGCGGGGGUGUGCCUGCCCCCAGCGGUGACGCCAGGGGCGCCCUGGAGCCGCAGCCUGGGACGUCCUCUGGAGGUGCGUCCGUCGGCCCGGUCCAGGGUCGCGGGAGGGCGUCACAGCCUGCGCUCCGCCCGAGUGGCCAUCGGCCGCCACUGGCAGCAGCGGCUCUGCCGGAACCGCUUUUUAGCCACCGUGUUCCUCUCCCGAUUGUGUUUUUAAUGUGCUCCGGCGUCGCCGCUGACGCGUUUUUAUGUGCUUUGGUGACGUCGCGGUCAGACGUGCUCCCUGACGCCAGGAAAGGGCCGCUGAGUGGGCGCCGGCCCGUCGUGUGACCGGCCUGGCGCGGCCCCUGUACAGCAAAGGAGAGUCAUGCGAGCGUGCGACACUCCCGUUACGAAGCAGUGUUUGGAAGACGAGAAAUUAUUGCAAUGGUUGCAGAAGACUAGUGAACCCCCCCACUCUCCUCCCUCUCCAAGUGUGCUUUCCCAGCUAAAGGGUCACCUACCUGUCACUGCAAGAUGCUUAGAAAAUGUGUUUAAUUAACCCUCUCAAGUACACUCGGUUCUCAAACGUCUGUUAUCUCUCAUUUUGGUAAGCAAGUGCGGUUCCGCUCUGUUGGGGACAGGGCGCAGGCCGUCACGAAGGGCGGACAGGACCUCACCACUGGACCUUAAGGGGUAUGAUUUCCCUCCGGCGUUUAGUUCCCUGCAGGUUUUGAGUUUCUUUGAUAACUUUUGCUGUGUGUACUGAAAACUGCAUAUGUAUUACUCUGAUUGUUUGCCCUAGUUUACUACCAAUAAAAGACCUGUUACUCACAAAA